Messenger RNA from Paramormyrops kingsleyae, 948 nucleotides. The record is from RefSeq and is a predicted model, not a curated record. Lineage: Eukaryota; Metazoa; Chordata; Actinopteri; Osteoglossiformes; Mormyridae.
AUGCCUUUUCCAAAGUGUGACCUGCACUGGUUAGAGGAGGGCCCAGCCCAGCGAGUGGUUCUGACUUGGGAGGAAGGGUUCCAAUACUAUCGGACCAUUCAGACAUUGAGGAGGAUGGAGCUCAAGGCAAACCAGCUGUACAAGCAGAUAAUCAUCAGUGGCUUCUGUCACCUGUAUGAUGGCCAGGAAGCAUGUGCUGUGGGCAUCGAGGCAGGCAUCAAGCCCACAUAUCACCUGAUCACCGCGUACCAGGCUCACGGCUUCACCUUCACGCAGGGUGUUCCCAUGUGGGCAAUCCUGGCUGAACUCACAGGUAUUAAAGGGUUCAUGCUGGUCUCCUCCCCCAGGGAGGAAGUGGGCAUGGCCAAAGGCAAGGGUGGCUCCAUGCACAUAUAUGCCAAGAACUUCUAUGGAGGGAAUGGCAUUAUGGGCACUCAGGUGCUCCUGGAGGCAGGAGUGGCCCUGGCCUGCCAGUACCAGGGCAGUAACCUGGUGUUUGCCACGCUAUACAGAGAUGCGGCAGCCAAUCAGGGACUGAUCUUUGAAGCAUACAACAUGGCAGCACUGUGGAAGCUGCCUUGCAUCUUUAUCUGCGAGAACAACAAGUAUGGCAUGGGCACCUCGGUGGAGCACAUGAUUGCCAGCACCGACUACUACCGAAGGGGCAACUUCAUUCCUGGCAUGCGGGGAGGGGGCGCCGUCCAACCGGGUGGCCCUUUUAUGGAUGUACUGUGUGUGAGGGAGGCCACGUUCACUGACAACUUCUGCAGGGCCGGGAAGGGGCCCAUUGUGAUGGAGCUGCAGACCUACCAUUACCAUGGCCACAGCACGAGUGACCCCGGGAUUAGCUACCGGACGCAUGGUGAAAUCCAGGAGGUGCAUAUUAAGGGCGACCCCAUCACCAUGCUGAAGGAGCGCAUAGCUCAAAGAGAUCCAGACCCCCCCUGA